AUGCCAUACUCGAAUUAUUUUGACAAUCCAUAUCUCAGCGAUGUCUUCGAUCCAGGUCCCGACUACACAUUGAACACGUUCUUCGACUCGGACAACUUCUUCAGUCAACCGACCACAUCUAUCGAGGGCGCUUCGAAUACCCAACCCAAAUCCCAAAGGACAGCAGCCUCAAAGUUGCCGGCGACUAUACCGCCAUCCUCGAGCCAUCAACAGCCCUACCCGCAAACUUAUAAUCAACCACAAUUUGGGCAAUUCGAACAAUAUAGGGGUGAUUUCUCAAUACAUCCCACACCACCACAAGCCGGCGAGCAAGAUUCCUUCUCUCCUAUAACAACUGCAACGACAUUACAUUCCUCAACACAAUCAAGCGACGCACCACACCAAGCCGUCUCCCCGUCGCUAAGUCCCCAUACGCUAAAGCGCGAAUCACCAUCGUCGCCUGCAUCAGCGUCGGAGUCUUCGACACCGAAACGACCAACCAGGAAGCGGGGUCGCCCCAGGAUGAGCCGCAGUAGUAUCGACAGCCAAUUUGCUGCAACAUCGCCUACUCUAAAAAGCCAGACUUCAAGGCGCCAGCCGCACAAUCAGGUCGAACGCAAGUACCGUGAGGGGCUCAACUCGGAGCUCGAAAGAUUACGGAGAGCGGUGCCUUUGCUUCGGCAAAAUGACGGAACAAGUGCAAUUGGACAACCGAAACCGAGCAAAGCGACGAUUUUAGCAACCGCAAUUGAUUACAUCCAGGCGAUUGAGAAAGAGAGGGAUGCGCUAAAGGCAGAGGUCGAGCAAUUACGGCGAGAUCAAGUGGGCAUGCUGCGGAAUCCAGAUGGGAGAAAUCCGUCUCUGGAUGAAUAUCUCAUGGAUUCAUAG
This is a messenger RNA of Bipolaris sorokiniana ND90Pr, 867 nucleotides long. RefSeq lists its product as uncharacterized. The transcript has a single exon. The coding region runs from base 1 to 867 and encodes 288 amino acids. Lineage: Eukaryota; Fungi; Ascomycota; Dothideomycetes; Pleosporales; Pleosporaceae. The record is from RefSeq and is a predicted model, not a curated record. Gene Ontology annotation, molecular function: protein dimerization activity.